UCAUCAGCAAAAUUACAUCAAAAUUCGUAACCCUAGAAACUUUCUCUGUGAAAAUGUCUGGUCGUGGAAAGGGAGGCAAGGGAUUGGGAAAGGGAGGAGCCAAGAGGCACAGGAAGGUUCUAAGAGACAACAUCCAAGGUAUCACUAAGCCAGCUAUUCGCAGGCUUGCUCGUAGGGGUGGUGUGAAGCGUAUCUCUGGUCUGAUCUAUGAGGAGACCCGUGGAGUGUUGAAGAUCUUGGAGAAUGUGAUUCGUGAUUCUGUCACCUACACUGAGCACGCCAGGAGGAAGACUGUCACUGCUAUGGAUGUUGUCUAUGCUUUGAAGAGACAGGGAAGGACUCUCUAUGGAUUUGGAGGUUUGGUUCAUAGGUUUGGAUUUAGAUCAGGAUUAGCUAUUCCUUCAGCCAGCAGAUCUACAUCUUCAUUAGCGCCUCCUUCUUGUUCAUCAUUUUGCUCAUUAGUGCCUCAUUGUUCAUCAUUUUGCUCAUUAGCGCCUCCUUGUUCAUCAGCAUCUCCAUCUUGCACAUUAGCGCCUGCAGCCUGGAGUUUUGCUGAGACAGAGCAUGGGCAAGUGACUUUUCCGGAGAUUAACACCACCAUUCUUGAGAAGAUCUGCCAGUACUUUUACUGGUCCCUUCAAUAUGCAAGGAGCCUGUUCAUUAGCAACUCCAAAGACAGUAUCACGCAACGUUUCACCACUCUGCGGCUACGAUUUAUGCCCCGCCACAUUUCGAACCCGCCAACCAAGUAUAAAUACCCUCCACCAUCCACCUCAUUCUCAUCAGUAAUUACAUCCAAAUUCAAAACCCUAGAAACUUCAUCUUCUUCAAAUUUCUCUGUGAAAAUGUCUGGCCGUGGAAAGGGAGGCAAGGGAUUGGGAAAGGGAGGAGCCAAGAGGCACAGGAAGGUUCUAAGAGAUAACAUCCAGGGUAUCACUAAGCCAGCUAUUCGCAGGCUUGCUCGUAGGGGUGGUGUGAAGCGUAUCUCCGGUCUGAUCUAUGAGGAGACCCGUGGAGUAUUGAAGAUCUUUUUGGAGAAUGUGAUUCGUGACUCUGUCACCUACACCGAGCAUGCCAGGAGGAAGACUGUUACUGCGAUGGAUGUUGUCUAUGCCCUCAAGAGACAGGGAAGGACUCUCUAUGGAUUUGGCGGUUAGAUUCUGGAGUUUGGUUGGUGUAAUGGUAGUAACUGUAGGUUUAGUUUACAUUGCGUUUGUGGCUGGUGUAGCUGUGGAUUUUAAUUCUCUGUAGCUUCUUUUUGGGUCUUGUUGUUAAGCUCUAUAUUUUGUUAAUAUUCAAGUAAUCAAGUUCACCUUUCCAGAAAUUACAUUGUGUAUUUGCAGCUAAUUACCUUUUUUCUUGA
Messenger RNA from Solanum tuberosum (potato), 1363 nucleotides. RefSeq lists its product as uncharacterized. The record is from RefSeq and is a predicted model, not a curated record. Lineage: Eukaryota; Viridiplantae; Streptophyta; Magnoliopsida; Solanales; Solanaceae. Gene Ontology annotation, molecular function: structural constituent of chromatin; DNA binding; protein heterodimerization activity. Gene Ontology annotation, cellular component: nucleosome.